Messenger RNA from Mangifera indica (mango), 1555 nucleotides. Its product is annotated as NAC domain-containing protein 12-like. The transcript has 3 exons. Lineage: Eukaryota; Viridiplantae; Streptophyta; Magnoliopsida; Sapindales; Anacardiaceae. The coding region runs from base 115 to 1284 and encodes 389 amino acids. The record is from RefSeq and is a predicted model, not a curated record. Gene Ontology annotation, molecular function: DNA binding. Gene Ontology annotation, biological process: regulation of DNA-templated transcription.
CCAGUAUCUCUUCUAGCUAAGCUAUCUACCUGUCUUCUCUCUCUCUCUCUCUCUCUCUCUCUAUAUAUAUAUAUAUAUAUUUACAUUUCCCCUUAUUUUGAUAGCCUAUAGCUAAUGCAAGAAGAUAUGAAUCUAUCCAUUAAUGGGCAGUCUCAGGUCCCUCCAGGUUUUAGAUUUCACCCCACCGAAGAGGAGCUUCUCCACUACUAUCUCAGGAAGAAAGUGGCCUACGAAAAGAUUGACCUCGAUGUUAUUCGCGAGGUUGAUCUUAACAAGCUGGAGCCAUGGGACAUACAAGAGAAGUGCAAAUUAGGAUCAACACCACAGAACGACUGGUACUUCUUCAGUCACAAGGAUAAGAAGUACCCGACGGGGACUAGAACAAAUCGUGCUACAGCUGCCGGAUUCUGGAAGGCUACCGGCCGUGAUAAGAUCAUCUAUAGCUGCCUUAGAAGAAUUGGUUUAAGAAAAACCCUUGUUUUUUACAAGGGUCGAGCUCCACAUGGACAAAAAUCUGAUUGGAUCAUGCACGAAUAUAGGCUCGAUGAAAGCAACAAUGAAACCAAUCCUUCCAAUUCAAUGGCAGAUUCUUCACCUGAAGAUGGUUGGGUGGUUUGCCGUGUAUUUAGAAAGAAGAACUAUCAGAAAACCUUAGACAGUCCUAAAAGCUCGUCCAAUUCUCUGGAUUGUAAGCCCCAGAUGCUUAGUUCAAGCAACGACAUGGUUCUCAAUCAAAUACUUCUUUAUAUGGGAGGCAGCUGCAAGAUGGAAAACGGAUCACCCAACACCAUGGACGUCUCCAACAACUUGCUCACCGGCGCUGCAAAUAACACAAGCAUCAGCGAGGUGCUCCAUGAGAGAUUCAUGCAUCUGCCACGGCUGGAGAGUCCAAGUCUACCUUCGAUUCCCAUCAACUGUUUCGAACAAGAUGGAGUCUUCAAAUCUUGCUUUCAACCAAUCGAUGAAAUGCUCACAGAAACAGACCCUUCUUCCAUCAACCAAAACAACAAUAAAACUGGAGUUAGUGACUGGAUUACUCUAGAUAAGCUCGUGGCAUCGCAACUUAAUGGUCAAGUAGACAGUUCAUCAAAGCAAUUAUCCUGUUUCAGUGACCCAAAUGCAGUCAUCAAUCUUUGUUCCAGUGAUGAUAUACAAAUAUCAAAUCUAAACCCACAUAGGUCAAACCAAACUUCGCUAGUCUACAGCACCGAGAACGAUCUGUGGAGCUUCACCAAGUCGUCAUCGCCAUCAUCAUCAGAUCCAUUAUGCCACCUGUCGGUAUAACAGAAGCACUAACCAAGAUAUACAUCAAAGCUCUCCUCAAGUCUAGGUAUAUACGUGUAAUGCUGAAAUAAAUCUAUCAGUUUUAGUCUAUAAAUAACAAUUAUAUUAUCUGGGUUGUCAACAUUAUGCUGAUUUGUCAACCAUUAUCGUUCAUUAUUCGCCACUGUCAUUCAAAGAAUGUAGCAAAUAUCGGGUGCUGAAAUUGAUGAUGUUAAUUUCCGGGUGUAAUCAUAUCCAAAUGUUAAUGUCAUACCCGAAUUCGUUAACCAUA